Molecule: messenger RNA, 965 nt
Organism: Leptomonas pyrrhocoris
Lineage: Eukaryota; Euglenozoa; Kinetoplastea; Trypanosomatida; Trypanosomatidae
Product: putative Qa-SNARE protein
Exons: 1
Coding region: 144-965 (273 amino acids)
Biological process (GO): vesicle fusion; retrograde vesicle-mediated transport, Golgi to endoplasmic reticulum
Cellular component (GO): late endosome membrane; SNARE complex; endoplasmic reticulum membrane
Molecular function (GO): SNAP receptor activity; SNARE binding
Source: RefSeq, a predicted model, not a curated record
GCACUCUGGUGGCAACGCAUCAUACGUUGUAGACACACCGCACGACACAUGAAUUUUUUUUCUUCUAAACUUUCCUUCUCCUUCGUUUCCUUCAUCGUCUUUGAUUUACUUGUCUGAACGAGCAGGAGCUACAAAAAAAAAAAAUGUCGGACGCGGCCCUCUAUCAUGAGGAGCUAGCCGACUUAGAACAGCAGGUGGAGUCCAUUCUCACUGGAGUCGACAACCAACUUAAGCAAACCUCAGCUAGCAGCAAUAACAACAACGUGAACGUCGUGGCGGCACGCUCGGCAAAGUUCGCCAAGGCGCAAGACCUUCUUCGUCGACUGAAUCGACUCUUGCAGCAGCUGCGGGUUGAGGUGCGCCUGCUGGACGGCGACGAACGCACCGUCUAUGAAGGAAAAGUAGCGGAGCACGUCAAGUGCAUCGCCUCGUUGAAGGAAAGGGCUCAACAAUGCAGGGAGCGAGCUGCGCAGAGUGCGGCGGCUGCAACGACGACGACGGCUGCCGGCUCCAGAAGCACCAGCAACAGCGCGGCCUACCGCUCCGUCGAGGGCGGCCACGGCGUUGUUUGGUCCCCGCGUGAGGGUGCGGAGGAGGACGCGGAGAACGGCGGGGACGGCCCCGCCAUGAGCAACCGCCCCGAGGCACGUCAGGCGGCGGGUCGCAUCAACGAGGUGCAGCAGAGCACGCUGCAGUCCUUGGGCCAAUCCGAGAAGCUGUUGAACGAGACGGAGACAGUAGGCGCCGAGGCGGCGACGACGCUGCGAGCGCAGACGGAGCAGAUCAAACACGUGAAUGAGGAGCUCGACGAGAUGCACGGGGAGAUUGGCCGGGCCAGCACGGAGCUGAAGAGUUUCAUGCGGCGCAUGGCGCGUGAUCGGCUCGUGAUCUUCUUCAUCAUCGCGAUCGUGGUGUGCAUCAUUGUGAUUGUUGUUUUGGCGGUCGUGAAACACUACGUGAAGUAA